Molecule: messenger RNA, 2827 nt
Organism: Wasmannia auropunctata (little fire ant)
Lineage: Eukaryota; Metazoa; Arthropoda; Insecta; Hymenoptera; Formicidae
Gene: l(2)dtl
Product: protein lethal(2)denticleless
Exons: 8
Coding region: 181-2136 (651 amino acids)
Biological process (GO): mitotic G2 DNA damage checkpoint signaling; proteasome-mediated ubiquitin-dependent protein catabolic process
Cellular component (GO): nucleus
Molecular function (GO): protein-macromolecule adaptor activity; protein binding
Source: RefSeq, a predicted model, not a curated record
CUUUUUUUUUUGUCUAACAAACUGCGCGCGAGCCGCUACAUGAAAGCGGACCCAAUUUACGGUGGAAUCCGAUCUGACAGAAUUUCCCGCGUAUUUACAGUUUCGCACGUAUAAACAAUCCCGUGUAAGUGGAUUCUAGGAGCGUCAAAUUUUUAGGAAUUUCACUGAUGUCAGUGCAAAAUGAAUCUGACAAGUGUUCUUCAACGACGGGAGAGAGGAUUCGGAAUGACAGCUGAUUAUGACGUCGCUCUUUACCGCCUGAAAUGCUACUACGACAACGUGUAUCGUGGAAUAAGUCCGAAUGCAAACGCGCCCGAUUACAAUCCCGAGCCGCCGGUGUUCGCGUGCCGUUUCUGCACGACGCCGGGACACGAGGAGGUUCUCGCGUUGGCGAACGAGGACGGGAAGGUCGCUUUUCAAGACACCAAGAUCAAGGCCGAUCAUAAUCAACCGUUGGAAGGAAAACUGGCACACUGUAAUGCGAUCUUCGAUAUCGCCUGGAUGCCUGGAGAGACGAAGCUGGUUACGGCGUCGGGAGACCACACGGCACGCUUGUGGGACGUCGCCAGGCCGGAAAUAACACAAAUUAAUUACUUUCACGCGCAUACGAGAAGCGUGAAAACGGCAGUGUUUCGCGACGACGACAGAGCUGUCUUUGCAACGGGCGCCAGAGACGGUUUUAUCAUGAUAUGGGACAUCAGAGCGAAUCACAGUGCGAAUCAACAGCCUAAGCCGGAUAAUUGCAUUGCCAAUGCGCAUAGCAUCGGCGGCACGGGUAACGCGAGGCGGAAGUCGCAAGCGUCGCGGGCACACAGUAUUACCGGUCUGGUGUUUCAGGACGACUUCACGUUGAUCUCGUGCGCCGCAGGCGACGGCCUGCUGAAGGUGUGGGACCUGCGCAAGAAUUACACCGUCCACAAGAAAGAGCCGAUAGCCAAGCAUCUAAUGAAUUACUCCGGGAACAGUACUAGGAACGGUUUCUCCUCCCUGUUGAUAUGCCCGGCUAGAAUUACGCUAUAUGCGAGCUGCAUGGAUAAUAUUAUAUACGCUUACAACGUAUCGUCGUAUAAUCGUAAACCGGUGGCGGAGUAUUAUGGACAUCAGAAUCGUACGUACUACGUAAAGACCUGCUUGAGUUCCGACGGCCGCUAUCUCGCCAGUGGAUCCAGCGACGAACUCGCGUACAUCUGGAACACCAACCGACCGGGCGUGCCGCUAGUUAAGCUGUCCGGCCACACGGACGAAGUGACCUGCAUCGCGUGGUGCAGUGUGGGAGAAACUAAGAUAGUGACUUGCUCCGACGAUGCUUGUCACAGAAUAUGGAAGGUCGGACUCGAGCACGAAGAGGACAACAAAGAAGUGAUGAUACGCGGUCAGGCUGAAGUUGUAGAAAAAUUUUUUUUAGAAAAGUUGCAACUAGAAACUACCCCAAGUUCUCGACACUCGCAUACUUGUCAAGAAACUACACCAAGUUCGGACGAACACAAGGCAUCUGUGUUUACCCCGGUUACGACUCCCGAGUCUAGUAACGAAGAUUAUAAUGGAAAUAAGCACAAUUCUGCCAAACGUAGUUACAUGCAGAUGAUGGCAUCAAGAUCUGAGGGAAAAUUCAAAUGUAUUUUAUCACCCAUUCACGAAAAUCAUGAGAUGGUUGCGAAACGGGUUCAUAUGGAUAAUCGUGGUAUGCGAAGGCUAUUCAGUCCAGGUGACGAGAUCGCUACUACGAGUAGAGAUUACAAUUCGGACGGAGCCAGUACGAGCCAGGGCACGAGCAAGGAUGAAGAAGUUUUCUUUUCGCCCACGUUAAACCUGCCGAAUUUCGUGAUGGACGGUACGGCGCCGCAUUUGCUUGAGAUAUCACCGCAAAAGUACAAGGAGCACGUCGAUUGGUUAACGAAAAUUAGAAAGGAAAGGUAUGAACAAAAGAAGACUGCGUCAACCUCGAGUAGUCCAAAAACUCAAACGACGCCUGGCCGAAGAGCCAACAGGUCGCGAUCAACGGAGCCCCAAAAAGUUACAAAAGCAACAAAAAGUGUUUCUCUAUUGGACUUUUUUAAAACUGUUAGUAAAAAUAGUGAGAAGGACCUACCUUCGAAUAAUAAUAAUAUUAAUUUACCCUCAAGUAGUACGACUUGAAAAUAAUAUGCAUAGAAUUAGAAUUUAAUAUUUUCAAAUUACAUCUUGAAAUUGUUUCGGUUUUAGUUCAAAAUUUUUUUUAUCUUGUAACAUAAGCGGAAGAUCUCGGUCGCUAAUAUAGAACAAUUUAAACUAAUAGCGGACUUUUUUCAAAUAAUAGCAAUUUAUUACCAACGAGUACAUCUCUGAAAGUAGACGUAAAAUUUGACAAUUUACAAUUGUGGUACUCACGAAUCAAAUUUUGAAUUUUGCUUUUCAGUUUUUUAUUUAAUAUAAAAGCAAAAUUUUUCUUAAAAUCCCGGUCAUUAAUGUUAUGAAAUAUAUGAAACUGCUUGCUUGAAUAUAAAAUGACACUUGCAUGGAUAUAGCGCGUUUGCAUGGUGUAGUGAAUAUAAAAAAAGACUGGUAAAACAAUAGUUUUUAUGCCGAUUUACGAAGUGAUGAAAUGCGUGAAAGGAGAUAUUAAAGUUUACUCGCAAUAAUGUACCUUGCGUAGUUUUCCAGAUUUAGCAUUUAAGACGAUUUAAUUAAGUUGUAAGAUAACGAUCUGAGAAAUUUUUAUAAGCACUAUAUUUGACAAGUAUAAGCAUGCAUUACAUUAGCGCAAUGAAUGUAUUAUAUAAAUAUUAACGACCGUUAUAUAGUUGAAGUAUUUUUUGUACCCGACAAUAAAUUAUUUUUUUAUAGAAAA